AUGCCUCAAUACGAUUCCAUCGGUGCCUCUUAUAACGUCCUCGAGGAACUCCCCUACAGAGCUGUGGAGAAACACAACGUAUACACCGCUAUCAAUCCUCUACUUAAGCCGGGGGCACGAGUCCUAGAAGUCGCCUGCGGUACGGGCUUUUACUCAUCACAUCUUCUUACCUGGGGGGCUGGAUACGUGAUGGGCAUGGAUAUAUCGUCCACAAUGCUUGAGAGUGCGGUAACGCGAUUAUCGUCAGAAAUUGCUUCUGGAAAAGCACAAUUUAUGCUCGGGGACGGUGCAAUCCCACAGUCGUUUGCCCCUGACAACAGUUCAGGAUUUUUUAGCAUGGUUUUUGGGGCGUGGUUUCUCAACUAUGCGUCCAGCAAAGAGGACCUAGUUGCCAUGUUCACCAAUAUUUCUCUCAAUCUCGAACCUGGCGGCGUUUUUGUGGGAGUUGUCCCACAUCCGACAGAUGAUAUUCAGAAACGAGCAGAGGAUUGUAAGCAAGAUCCACUACGGCAGUACUAUCCCCGCAACGAGUAUGUAGAAGAGCUGGCUUCAGGAGAUGGCUGGAGCUUACGGGUAUCCUUAAAUGAAGGUGGACUGGAUAUUAUGACUUGGCAUAUGAGAAAGAGCGUUUAUGAGGAAGCCGCAAGAAUGGGUGGUUUAAGGGGCAAAUUGGAGUGGAGGUAUGAGACUUUGGGAGAAGAGAGCGCACGGGAACAAUUCGGCUUGACAGCUGACGAAUGGUCAGCUAGAGUAACAAACCCGCACUUGGGGAUUCUGAUAGCAUGGAAGGAUUAA
Trichoderma citrinoviride is the source of this 795-nucleotide messenger RNA. Its product is annotated as S-adenosyl-L-methionine-dependent methyltransferase. Bases 1 to 795 code for a protein of 264 amino acids. The record is from RefSeq and is a predicted model, not a curated record. Lineage: Eukaryota; Fungi; Ascomycota; Sordariomycetes; Hypocreales; Hypocreaceae. The transcript has a single exon.